Messenger RNA from Lindgomyces ingoldianus, 384 nucleotides. RefSeq lists its product as uncharacterized. The record is from RefSeq and is a predicted model, not a curated record. Bases 1 to 384 code for a protein of 127 amino acids. Lineage: Eukaryota; Fungi; Ascomycota; Dothideomycetes; Pleosporales; Lindgomycetaceae. The transcript has 2 exons.
AUGCUAACGCCCACAAUCAUCUUCCUCCUUCUACUUACCCUCGCCCUCGCCUCCCCUCUAACCUCUCGCUCCCAUCCCGAAGGCUGGCCAAUCCCCGAAAUGAAACUCCACUUUAUGGGCACUUCUACCCAAACCCCUAUCCCGUGGGCUCCGAAUAAUGGAUUCGAUUCCACAAUUGAGUUCACCGUUGUUUUCCCUCUAGGCAAAGCAACAUGCACAGCGCACUGGCCCGAAGGUCAACUCCCGACAACGACGAUUUCAUGUGGGAAGAAUGAAAGCGAAGAGCCCGUUGAAUUCAGUCUUAGCAAAAGAGAAGAUAGGGACGGGGCAUUUAAUGAAUGUAAUUUUGUUCUGCAUGUUGAGAAGAGGGGUACAAAUGGGUAA